This is a messenger RNA of Lates calcarifer (barramundi perch), 637 nucleotides long. RefSeq names its product crystallin, gamma S2 (gene crygs2). Lineage: Eukaryota; Metazoa; Chordata; Actinopteri; Centropomidae. The record is from RefSeq and is a predicted model, not a curated record. Gene Ontology annotation, biological process: lens development in camera-type eye; visual perception. Gene Ontology annotation, molecular function: structural constituent of eye lens.
AUGGGCAGGAGCUGCACUGUCCAUUGGAGCUCUGAAAAACCACCUGUCACUGGAUCUAUCAAACACUGUAAAGUCUGGCUGUCAGCUAAAACAAAUGUGUGUUGUUCCCAGAUUGUCUUCUACGAGGACAAGAACUUCCAGGGCCGCCGCUAUGAGUGCGACAGCGACUGCUCAGAUUUCCACACCUACCUGAGCCGCUGCAACUCCAUCCGGGUGGAGAGUGGGGCCUGGGUGGUGCAUGAGAGGCCCAACUACAUGGGCUACCAGUAUGUCCUGACCAGGGGGGAGUACCCGGAGUACCAGCGCUGGAUGGGACUCAACGACCGCCUCAGCUCCUGCAAGAUGAUCCACUUUACCAGUGGGACCCCGUACAAGAUGCAGCUCUAUGAGAAGGCAGACUUCGGGGGCCAGGCCUUCCAGGCCACAGAGGACUGUCCGUCCCUUCUGGAGAAGGUCCGCUGGAGGGAGGUCAACUCCUGUAAGGUCUUCGACGGCUGGUGGGUUUUCUACGAGCACCCCAACUACCGUGGGCGCCAGUACUUCCUGGAGAAGGGGGAAUACCGUAAGCCUGGCGACUGGGGAGCUGUCAGUCCUAUGGUCCAGUCCUUUAGGCGCCUCACUGAAUGAGUUACCCUCC